Molecule: messenger RNA, 2153 nt
Organism: Durio zibethinus
Lineage: Eukaryota; Viridiplantae; Streptophyta; Magnoliopsida; Malvales; Malvaceae
Product: Chaperone DnaJ-domain superfamily protein
Source: RefSeq, a predicted model, not a curated record
AUCAAACAAUCACAUCAACCGGGUCAUAUCUCACUUAGUGUGGGUCCCAUCUGCCGUCAUCGGCGCUAAUACAUUGUUCUUUCUUUAUUGUGAUGAAGCUGGAUCGUAGAUCGGUCCACAGCAUAUCCUCGACCGGCGGGAAAUGGGCAAAGCGAUGACCAAAAUGGCGGGAAGGAAUCAAAGCCUAAAAACUACACUAUAAAUAUAGAAACCAAAAAAAAAAAAAAGAAAAUUUAUAAUUUUGGUUAAUUUGGCCUAAAAUGGGAAAGAGAAAGAAAUCUAGGGUUUCACGCGAUGAAGAAGAGGAAGAAGUGGAGCAAGAUGAAGAGGAAAAUCAGUCUUUUUCAAAUGAGAAGAGCUUAUAUGAGGUUCUCGGUGUUGAAAAGACGGCAUCUCAACAAGAGAUUAAGAAAGCAUAUUAUAAGUUGGCCCUGAGACUGCAUCCUGAUAAAAAUCCUGGUGAUGAGGAAGCUAAAGAGAAAUUUCAGCAAUUGCAAAAGGUGAUAUCCAUUCUUGGUGAUGAGGAGAAAAGGGCAGUCUAUGAUCAAACUGGUUGUGUCGAUGAUGCUGACCUUGCUGGGGAUGUCGUUGAGAAUUUGAAAACAUUUUUCAGGGCUAUGUACAAAAAGGUCACUGAGGCUGAUAUUGAAGAAUUUGAAGCAAACUAUAGGGGAUCUGAUUCAGAGAAGAAAGAUCUAAUUGAUCUUUAUAGGAAGUGCAAGGGCAAUAUGAAUAAACUCUUCUGUUCAAUGCUUUGUUCAGAUCCUCAGCUUGAUUCACACCGUUUCAAGGAUAUGCUUGAUGAGGCAAUAGCUACUGGAGAAUUGAAAGAAACCAAAGCCUACCAGAAAUGGGCAAUGAAAAUAUCUCAAAUGAAGCCACCUACCAGUCCCUCGAGGAGGAAGGGGAAAUCAACUAAACAGUCAGAAUCAGACCUAUUGGCAAUUAUAUCUCAUCGCCAAAGUGAGAGGAAAGGCCGGUUUGAUUCUAUGUUUUCAUCACUGGUGUCCAAAUAUGGGGGUAAUGCAGAUUCUGAACCCACUGAAGAAGAAUUUGAAGCUGCACAGAGGAAAGUUGAAAGCCGAAAGGCCUUAAACAAAUCAAAGCGGAAGUGACAUUAGGUCUUCCCUAGAUUUUAAUCUAGGAUUGUUUCUGUAAACGGUUGGUAACUUGUCUUAAUUAUCUGAAUGCAAAUUGCCUUACCUGCUCCGAAGGAACAUGGAAAGUUGCCUUUGUUCUAGUAACUCAAAAACGACACUGUAAUUUGUAUUUCUCGAGUUAUCUGCAUUUUGAUGAAAGGCUUAGGAUGCAGUUAUAUUAUGCGUGCUUUGGCUUAAAGAACAACCAAAUUGUCAAGUAACCUAUCUGGUAUCCUGUUGGUGAGUUAUGAUAAAGACUAUUCCCCACCGCUAUCAUGAGCUGUAAUAGCAAAGAUUGGUUCGGUGAUGAUGAUUAAUAAGUAGCUAUUUGAUGUUGGAUUCGAAGACAGCGUGUGCCGUGUGGUUUCGAAAUGUAUUUUAUCAGCAAGAUGGAAGCAGCUAUAUCUCAUUGAAAGGAGAGGAUAUAAGUUACUUCAUUUUUACUUAAGCUUAAGAUGGUUUCUGUCCUUCAGUAUAUCUUAAUAGAACAAAUUGUUACGAAGAAAUUUAAAGAUCUACUACAAGGCUGGUAGAAGCAACCAGCGGAAGAUUCUUCAAUGGCAAAACGUGAGCACCAUGAAUUUGAAACCUUUAUUUGCCAAAUGCUGAAAGAUCUGCCUGUUGCCCAAAGUUCAAAAUGUGUUGAAAAGGGCUUUAAAAAUUGCUCCAAGUUGUUUAUUCGAAGGAGCAAAAAAUGAGGCUAACCAACAGUUUGGUCUCCCCUUCCAGCUGUGGUAAGGAAUGAUGUGCAAAUGUUGAAACCAUAGCUUAGUUGCUGGCGAAAGCGCCUAGCUUAGAAUGGAAAAAAUGCUUCAUUGAAAGUAGAGAGAUGGGCCAUUUUGUCUCUUCUUUCAAACUUUCAUAGGUUUUCUGGAGUGGAUUAAAGGACCCUUUUCCCUUUGCAGUCUUUUGAUGCAGCUGAAUUUUAGGGUCCAAAUUUUGCGUUUGGUGUUUAAUUGGGAUCUAGGGACAGCACAAUGUUUAAUCUCAUAUUGUUAAAAUUGUUAAUGAAAA